CAUUUUACUGGCAUGGCUGACUGUUUCCGGCAAACUGUGAAGAACAAAGGUGUGCUUGGACUUUGGAGUGGACUCACACCCAGUCUCCUCAAGAUUGUCCCAUACUUCGGUGUUAUGUUUAGCACCUUUGAAUUCUGCAAGCGGGUCUGUCUGUACAGAAAUGGUUAUAUUGAAUCUCCUUUAAAUUACAAGCUAACUCCUGGGGUGGACCAGAGUUUACAGCCACAAGAACUGAGAGAAUUAAAACUCCUCCGAAGGGAAAAUUUUGAGCCAAGGAAAUCAGCUCUUGAAAACUGACAUCAGAGUGUCCAUUGCACAUAUACGCACUAACUUUCUUAAGGAACUUUGCAAGAAAGACAUGCUGAACUACAGGUACCAGCAUCUCUGUGUGUUGUGUGGUUUUAGUAUUGAGACACCAGUGCCAGGAAUGAAUAAAUCUUGUAUCUCAUUUGCUGAAUGGAUAUAAACAAUACGAAUAGCAAGCGUAUACUGAACGGGAGAGGUGCAACUAGUCUGAAAACACUAUGCUAUUGGAACUUAAAAUUUCAUUAUUUUAGGUGUUUUUCAAUACUGAAUAGCCAUUUUGAGAUAAAACCAUUUGCAGAAAGGCAAGAGAACUGAGAUGAGAGUUUAAAUUGUAUCUUCAAAAAUACUAAGAAAAUUCAAAUGCAUUUUUUAAAGUAAUCUGAGAUACUGAGUCAGCCAAAAAUGAUAA
Messenger RNA from Phaethon lepturus (White-tailed tropicbird), 715 nucleotides. Its product is annotated as solute carrier family 25 member 43-like. The transcript has 2 exons. The record is from RefSeq and is a predicted model, not a curated record. NCBI's taxonomy places the organism in Eukaryota, Metazoa, Chordata, Aves, Phaethontiformes, Phaethontidae. The coding region runs from base 13 to 297 and encodes 94 amino acids.